Ciona intestinalis (vase tunicate) is the source of this 3311-nucleotide messenger RNA. The record is from RefSeq and is a predicted model, not a curated record. Lineage: Eukaryota; Metazoa; Chordata; Ascidiacea; Phlebobranchia; Cionidae.
UUUGCUUUAGGAAUUCAAAAUGUAAAUGUUGCAAUAGUGUUUUUUUAAAUAAAUAUACACAAACAAGAUCAUCUACAUUAUGGCGAAACCGCACAUACCUUUUGUGCAGUAGCGUUGCAAACAGCAUAACAUAUUAUGCAUCGUUAACGGCAAUUGCGUCACUGGUUACCAAGGAGAAGAUACGCUGUGAUGAAAUGUUAACGCCACGAUAAACGUUGGUAACGCAACGCGGUACUUUAUAAAGUAAAAAUAUCGUUUCUUGAAAUAACUAUGUCUUCGGCAAUUUACUUGUAACACACUUCUAGCCAACUUUAAUACCGAACUUCACGCAAAGAUCAAGUACACUCCACCGAUUGAGUGAUAUUAAUACAUUGUUGCAUUACGGCCAGCACAGACAGGAGUAAAAAGAGACCUUUCUCCUUGUCUGUCGGUGCUGUAUGCGUUGGUGGAAAGUGGAUCUACCGACAGGCUGAAGAUAUUUUGAUGAAUCGUGGACGUGCAUAGGUCAGAUAAAGAUACAGCAGAAAAACAAACAUGAAGACAGUGAGGAGACAAAACAGCCAGACUCAUAGUCCAAGACGGCGACGAAUUCAUUCCCCAUCAAGCUCUGCAUUAUCAUUAGGAAGGAAUGAAGACACAGUAAAUCAUAUUAUAAGCCAGAGGUCAACUAUUCUAUCGGGUAAAGGAACAAACCCAGGAGUCUUUUGGUUCAGUGAUUCUCGUAAGCACCAUAGUGAUACUGCUUUCACUAAAUCUACCCCACUUGGAAAAAUGCCAGCGUGGAUAACGAUGCAAGGAAAUGAGCAUCAGCGUAGAGCUCGAAGCAUCCCAGACUUUCUUUCUGGAGGACAUUACGGAUAUCAGCAUCAAGUCUACCAAUCAGCUGCUGAGAUAUUUGAGCGAUUAGCAAUUCGAAAAAACGUUGGAGAAAGCCUUGUGCAGUAUGGGAAUAUAAAGUCCGACGAUCCACUCAGUUUUCCGUCACAAAAAGUGAAGCGACAAGCAUAUGAACUGGCGUAUGAAACCUUGAAAUAUCAAGAAUUACUGGAAGACAUUCUGUCGGACAGUGGAUAUUUCUUUUCCUACCCAACUGCUGAUGAUACAACAGCCCUUGUGGUUGUAAUGUUAUUCGACUUUCAAAACCGAAAAUGGACGCCGAGGUGUCAGAUCAUUGGUGAUGUUAUAAGCAGAGACGUUGUAGAGGUGGAACAAAACCUUAUGGGACAUCGAAUACGAUUAGCAGCUGCAUUGGCAAGAUGCAGGGUGAAAAACCAGUCACUAUCCAUUGAUUAUGUUCUUCCUGAAUCAGUUCGUCAACAAGAGAAAUGUGCUUCUGCUUUGCCACAAUAUGCUUGGGUUAACACAGUGAAAACAAGCAUGAACGCCGUAAUAGAGGAACUCAUAAGAAACAAUUACAUUGAAUAUUUGGAGAGUUCAGAAAUGGUUGUUCCGCCAAGAGGAAAGUUUUUCCAUCGAGAUCAGCAUUGUGAGGAUGUUAUUUUGUUCCCAAGCGACCAAAAAGAAGCGCUCAAGUGUUUGGAUAUUGUGGAGGACAAUGAUCUGAUUUUACAGGACAAAACGAGCAGUUUAGCUGCACAGGCAGUUGCAGCUUUACUUACUGAGGAUGAUGAAUGUGAUUUGAUCCACAGUGAUGUUUCAUCUGGAUAUACAACGGCUCAUCUUGCUGUUUUAUUGCACAAGGUUUCUAAAAAGAGGUUUGAAGCACGAGAAUUAAUGUAUGGAAAUUCUGUCAACCACUUUGGUGCACCGAGUAACCAAGAACAGCAGGAACUGCACCGUCCAACAGUUUACGCGUGUGGGGUUCGUAACGACGCUCAUCGUGACAAGUUAAACACCCUUAUCAAGUCAAUGGGAUUAAAAAAUGUGAAAUUCCUCAGUGACAAAUUUGAGAACAUUGAUGGCGCCAAGGAUCCUCGCUUCGAGCGAGUCAAAGCAAUCCUUGUUACGCCUCAGUGCACACGCACAGCGGUAGCCAAUCCUGUUGAGUUCAUGUUAAAUGAAGGAGACACCGAAAGUUAUGCUGUUUUGCGUGAUUUGUCGCACGGGGAACGCCACAAUAGAGCUGCAGAAUCUGGCAGAGCUCAUGUGGAGACAAUCAAGACAGCACUGAAGUUUCCAAAUAUCGCAGCUUGUGUUUAUGUAACACGGAGCAUCCACUCGGUGGAAAACGAGCAAGCGAUACAGACUGCCAUCAAGUGGCAUCGAGAUACAUCGGACGGACUUCAACCGUUCCGUAUUUGUCCUCCAACACUUCCACUUUCUUCCAAUGAUAUCAAAGAAGGGGAUUAUAUCACACCAGUGGCAGGUAACUCAAGGUCAAGGUCAAGCCUGUUAAAACAGAAAUAUCUUAAAAUGCGACAAUCUUCUGAAAUGAAUGGAUGUUUUAUUGCUGUUCUAUCAAGAGAGAUUGACCCAAUGGACUCCAUGACGGUGAAAGAUAUUUUACGUCGUGCUGCAUUGAAGGGAUUAAUUGCUCCAACAUCUCCAACAACUAAACCCAAGCAACCAAAGGAAGAAAAAGCUGUGGUUGAAAAACCUGCAACACCACCUGCAGAAACACCAACCGUGAAAACUGAGCAACAGCCUGUGGAAAAAAUCAAGAGACAUAAGAGCAAAGUUGCUUUUGGUAAGAAGGUCAAGCCAUCCAGUGUAACUAAUGUGACAAAGCUUAAAAAGACCAACAGCAAAAGUGUUGAUUCUAAUGAUGUUGACAAGAUGCUGGAUCAGUACAGAAGUACAAGCAAGACCAAAUCUUUAAAUGAAGUUGGUAGCAAGACAAGCGACAUGGCGCAAGUGAGUAUCAAUCUAGAGUUCCAUAACACUUCAUCACUGAGAUUCUCCGAAACACCACCAGGGUCACCGAAGCAUGACUCAACAAAAAUAUCAGGGCCUUGCAUGCAGAGUCAGAUCAAUUCUGAUGUUGAGACCAUUCUCACCCGUCUUUCAAGUAGAGAAGCCAGUCGUAUGUGAAUAUACCGACUGAAAACUACAUAUUGUACAAAAACUGCUAUAUCUUUACUAUACUCACACUCGCAUGCUGUUACAUUGCUUCAUUAUAUUUUGUUGCUUUUUUAGUUUUUUAGUACUUCCAUGCACAUAACCUCUGCAGUGCUUUUGGUCCAGGCAUGCAAUCUAUGCUCGUAUAUAUACAGCUGCUUAUAUUGCUACAACUAUUCUCACUGUUCCCUCUUCCAUGAUAUUUAUAAGUUCACAACUUAAUAUUUGUCUUCUCCGUACUUAUAAUAUAUAUAUACGUUUUUUGUACAUUAUUAAAAGUUUAGUUAAGCAGA